AUGUGCUAUUACGACCAACAACUCUGGCAAUGCGGCUGGUGGCGCUGGUCCACCUUCCGCGAGCAGUGCAACAAGGAGUACCGCACGGGCGAGACGUGCGGGCUCAAGCUCAUCUACAACACGUACCUGGAACCGGGCGUGUGCAAAAUCUGCGACCAGGUCCUGAAAAAGCAGCGGCGGGUGCACAAGAUGCACGACGACAUUGAGCGCUGGACGGGCGAGGGCAACCGCCGGGCGACCAUCGAGAAGACGCGGCGCGAGAUUUCGGACCUGGCCCUGCAGAUUGAGCAGAUGUGGCGGGACCAUGAGAUUCGGAAGAAUUCGACCAAUUACUGA
Messenger RNA from Parathielavia appendiculata, 336 nucleotides. RefSeq lists its product as uncharacterized. NCBI's taxonomy places the organism in Eukaryota, Fungi, Ascomycota, Sordariomycetes, Sordariales, Chaetomiaceae. The transcript has a single exon. Bases 1 to 336 code for a protein of 111 amino acids. The record is from RefSeq and is a predicted model, not a curated record.